AUGUCUCCUCUGCGAUUACAACCUCUUGAGAGUGAGGAUCCUUGCUCGAUUAUUGUUUGGUUUGAGAAAGUUAAAGAAAUCCGACAAACUGAAGUGCAUGCGAUGUUUGCCGCAAUCGCUUGGUCGACUUGGUAUGCGAGGAAUUUACUGGUUUUUCAAGGGAAGGAAUUGACUCAUGGUGACUGCCUUAAUGUUGCCCAAAGAGCUAUUUGGACAAUUACACCGGUUUGCUCUCCAACUCAAUCGCAUCCUCCUCGGUUGAUGGUGAGCAGAGAUGGACAGAUGAAGGUUUCUUGCGACGCGGCUUUAAGAGAUGGAAAGGGUUCUGGUUUUGGGUGUGUUUUACAUAAUGUUGAUGAUGUCUUUUUGGGCUGCCGUUAUGGGUUUCGAUCAGGUGCUUACACAUGUUUGGAAGAUGAAGCAAUGGCGGUGUUUGAAGGAAUUCAGUUGUGUGUGGAGCAGGGGAUUAGGGAUGUCAUCAUUGAAACUGAUAACCAAACUCUUUUCUGGAUGCUUCAUAAAAGGGAUUCUGAUCUUUCCUAUUUGGGGGACACUUUGAAGAAAUUUUUUGAGGCGGUGGAUACCAUUCCUUUGGUGGCUUUCAGUUGGACUCCUCGUGAAGGGAAUGCAAUGGCUGAUAGAAUCGCUAGUUUUGCUAUUGAUAAUUCUGUUUUACCUGUUUCCUCAAGCUCUUUGCCUGCUGUACUGAACUCUCUUUUGGUGGAGUAA
This is a messenger RNA of Salvia miltiorrhiza (redroot sage), 729 nucleotides long. RefSeq lists its product as uncharacterized. Gene Ontology annotation, molecular function: nucleic acid binding; RNA-DNA hybrid ribonuclease activity. NCBI's taxonomy places the organism in Eukaryota, Viridiplantae, Streptophyta, Magnoliopsida, Lamiales, Lamiaceae. The coding region runs from base 1 to 729 and encodes 242 amino acids. The record is from RefSeq and is a predicted model, not a curated record. The transcript has a single exon.